AUGGCGGCUAACUCUACGAGACGAACCCUACAAUUUUCUUCAUCUUCUGCAAAAACCCUUUUGUGCCGUACACCAUCUUCACCUUUUGCCUCCAAAGCUUCUAAUCUUAUCGAACUUACUGCCGUCAAGCCCACUUCUGCUCCUCGACUCGCUGCUCAGAAGCUCAAGUUAUCAAGAUUUCCAGUGGAGUUGGCGGGUGUGCAAUCAUUGAUCCCAUUGCAUAGUGCUACUGCUUCUGCCUUGUUCACUUCGCUCCUAUCUUUGCACAAUAACAGCUGGGGAUGCCUAUCAGAAGGUACUCUUCAGAGUUUACCUUCGUUUUCAUACAGUGGCUAUGUCUGUGGCUUAUGA
Molecule: messenger RNA, 351 nt
Organism: Prunus armeniaca (apricot)
Lineage: Eukaryota; Viridiplantae; Streptophyta; Magnoliopsida; Rosales; Rosaceae
Source: the annotation of a GenBank genome assembly